Messenger RNA from Cataglyphis hispanica, 731 nucleotides. Its product is annotated as apoptosis regulatory protein Siva-like. Gene Ontology annotation, molecular function: CD27 receptor binding. NCBI's taxonomy places the organism in Eukaryota, Metazoa, Arthropoda, Insecta, Hymenoptera, Formicidae. Bases 190 to 699 code for a protein of 169 amino acids. The record is from RefSeq and is a predicted model, not a curated record. The transcript has 4 exons. Gene Ontology annotation, biological process: extrinsic apoptotic signaling pathway.
UGUUCGUUUUAGCUGAACUGGCUGCACUAGUUCAGAGUUUAUCUUUUUCUUUCCAAUAUGGAGAGAAAAAGAUAGACUCUGAAUUAGUGCAGCCAGUUCAGCAAAACGAACAGACCCUUUCCCUCUCAUGAUAUAGCAAAGUGCGACAUAUGCUGAUCAAAUUGUCAAAAUUUAAAUACUAGCUUAAAAAUGCCGAAACGCCCUUGUCCCUUCGAAGCGGACUUGCUACCGCAGGUAAAAGUGCAUGUGGGACAAAAACAGAUGAACAACGGCGUGUUGAGAGAUGAACGGAUGAAGGAUGUUUACGACAAGACUCUGACUCUGCUCAAGACAGGUGCAAAGACACUCUCGUAUAAAUUGAAAGCAUCUGCGCAAAUGGAUUCUAUAGAUUUACCUUUUCUGCAACAACUGUCACCUUGCAAAUUAAAAUCUACAUCUAAUCUAAAACAGAUGCUAUUGACAGACAAAUUACAAUUGAAAGUUAGCAAUAAGAUCAUCAAUGAUAUUCAGAUGGAUCUUUGUGGAUGUUGUCGGUUAAUAGAUCAAUCUAUAAUAAGCAAAUGCUAUUAUUGUGAUCAAAUACUAUGUUCUUCUUGUUUGUUUGCUUGCGCUGGCUGUUCAGAAACAUUCUGUCAGAAUUGCUCUUUAUCUGUAUAUAAUUGUGAAGAGCAAAUCAUGUGCUUUAACUGCUAUCGAUAGCUAUCAAAAAGAAAAAAAAACUUAUAUACAAA